UCACUCGAACCAAAACAUACACACAUAGCAAAAAAUGGCAAACAAGUUGUUCCUCGUCUGCGCAGCUCUCGCUCUCUGCUUCCUCCUCACCAACGCUUCCAUCUACCGCACCGUCGUUGAGUUCGAAGAAGAUGACGCCACUAACCCCAUAGGCCCAAAAAUGAGGAAAUGCCGCAAGGAGUUUCAGAAAGAACAACACCUAAGAGCUUGCCAGCAAUUGAUGCUCCAGCAAGCAAGGCAAGGCCGUAGCGAUGAGUUUGAUUUCGAAGACGACAUGGAGAACCCACAGGGACAACAGCAGGAACAACAGCUAUUCCAGCAGUGCUGCAACGAGCUUCGCCAGGAAGAGCCAGAUUGUGUUUGCCCCACCUUGAAACAAGCUGCCAAGGCCGUUAGACUCCAGGGACAGCACCAACCAAUGCAAGUCAGGAAAAUUUACCAGACAGCCAAGCACUUGCCCAACGUUUGCGACAUCCCGCAAGUUGAUGUUUGUCCCUUCAACAUCCCUUCAUUCCCUUCUUUCUACUAAAUCUCAAACAAACCCUCAAAGCGUAUGAGAGUGUGGUUGUUGAUAUAUACAUGUUGACACUUGACACAUACCACACCUCAUCGUGUGUUUUAUGAUAAAUGUAAGCUUUUGGAUGUUUGAGGGUAAUGUAAGCACUACUUAAUAAAUAAGAGUUUUGUUUAUAUUUUUUUUGUU
Messenger RNA from Arabidopsis thaliana (thale cress), 703 nucleotides. It is a transcript of the gene SESA1, whose product is annotated as seed storage albumin 1. The record is from RefSeq and is marked reviewed. The transcript has a single exon. The coding region runs from base 35 to 529 and encodes 164 amino acids. Gene Ontology annotation, molecular function: nutrient reservoir activity. NCBI's taxonomy places the organism in Eukaryota, Viridiplantae, Streptophyta, Magnoliopsida, Brassicales, Brassicaceae.